UUGUUAAUUUACAAGCUUAUACAUUUUUUUAUAUUUUAUUUAAUGGAAUUACACAUUGUUAGAGUAUCGUAAUCUUGAUUUACGUUUUCUGGAUCUAGGGUUUCUCUAUACAGCUAGUUCUUCAUAAUCAUCCCAUCGUCCUCCUUUCUUAAUUGGCAUCGUCAAACCCAUCGGAGUAGUAAACCCCACCAGAUUGCUGGCAGAAUCAAUCACUUGAGACUCAGGCAGAGACAUUGAGGUUGAUGAUUUGAAUUUUUGGAUUUUUCAUCGUGAAUCGCGGAUCUAAUGUUUCUUCAGAAAACAAAGUCUAAUAUUCUUUUAUAACGAAUCUAAAGCAUUCUUGUUAAAAGAAACUUGAAUUUUUUUUUUCUGUGAAAGUCCCAACAAAGCUUUUGCGAUUGUAAAGAAGAAAAAAAAGGAGGAAACAAAUGCCGACGUCUAUGGUGUACCAUGGAGAGAUGGCAGUGGGAGAGGUAAAGAUAUACCCAGAAGAGAACAAGAACAUGGAUCUGAAAGAAAUCAGAAUAAGUCACUUCUCACAACCUAGUGAAAGGUGUCCACCGCUUGCAGUGCUUCACACAAUUACUUCUUUUGGUAUUUGCUUCAAAAUGGAGUCAUCGACCUCACAGAAACGACAACAGCAAGAUGCACUCUUUCAUUUGCACUCCUCAUGUAUCAGAGAGAACAAGACUGCUGUAAUGCCAGUGCGUGGGGAAGAAAUACACUUGGUUGCAAUGUAUUCACGGAAUAAUGAUAGGCCUUGUUUCUGGGGAUUUAUUGUUGCCUCUGGACUUUACAAUUCAUGUCUUACAAUGUUAAAUCUGAGAUGUUUGGGUAUAGUGUUUGAUCUGGACGAAACCCUUGUAGUGGCAAAUACAAUGCGUUCUUUUGAGGAUAAAAUUGAGGUGCUCCAUAGAAAAAUGAACUCUGAGGUCAAUCCGCAACAAAUUUCUGCUAUGCAGGCAGAGAUCAAGCGAUAUUUAGAUGACAAGAAUAUAUUGAAGGAAUAUGCUGAAAAUGAUCAAGUUGUUGAUAAUGGGAAAGUGAUAAAAAUUCAAUCUGAGAGUGUUCCAGCAUUGUCUGAUAGUCAUCAGCCUAUAGUUCGACCACUGAUCCGAUUACAAGAAAAGAAUAUUAUUCUGACACGCAUCAAUCCACAGAUUCGUGAUACUAGUGUUCUUGUGAGGUUGAGACCUGCAUGGGAAGAUCUCCGGAGCUACCUGACUGCAAGAGGGCGCAAGCGUUUUGAGGUUUUUGUUUGCACAAUGGCUGAGAGGGACUAUGCACUAGAAAUGUGGAGGCUUCUUGAUCCAGAAUUGAAUUUGAUAAAUUCGAAAGAACUGCUAGAUCGUAUUGUUUGUGUCAAGUCAGGUUUAAAGAAAUCAUUGUUUAAUGUAUUCCAAAAUGGCUUAUGCCAUCUGAAGAUGGCAUUGGUAAUUGAUGAUCGCUUGAAAGUGUGGGAUGAGAAAGACCAGCCUCGGGUGCAUGUUGUCCCUGCAUUUGCUCCAUAUUACACUCCUCAAGCUGAAGCAAGCAAUGCAGUCCCUUUCUUGUGUCUUGCAAGAAAUGUUGCUUGCAAUGUUAGGGGUGGCUUCUUCAAGGAUUUUGAUGAUGGUCUUUUACAGAAGAUCCCUCUAAUUGCUUACGAAGAUGAUAUCAAAGAUAUACCUUCUCCCGAUGUGAGCAAUUAUCUAGUUUCGGAGGAUGAUGCAUCUGCUUCCAAUGGAAAUAAAAAUUUGCUUCUAUUUGAUGGCAUGGCAGAUGCUGAGGUAGAAAGAAGAUUAAAGGAUGCAAUAUCAGCUUCUUCAACUAUCCUUGCAUUGACUGCUAAUAUAGAUCCUAGGCUUGCUUUCACUUCUUCUCUUCAAUACACAAUGGUGUCUUCUUCCGGAACAGUUCCACCCCCAACAGCACAAGCAUCUGUAGUGCAAUUUGGCAAUGUUCAGUUUCCUCAACCUAAUACUCUAGUUAAGCCUAUGAGUCAAGUUACCCAUCCAGGACUGAGCUUGCAUAGUUCUCCUGCCAGAGAAGAGGGUGAAUUACCUGAAUCAGAAUUAGACCUAGAUACCAGGCGUAGGUUUCUCAUAUUGCAACAUGGUCAAGAUACAAGGGAGCGCAUGGCAAGUGAACCCCCAUUUCCUGUUAGACAUCCUGCACAAGUUUCUGCUCCUGCUUCCAGUGUCCCAUCACGUAGGGGAUGGUUUUCUGUAGAAGAGGAAAUGGGUCCACAACAACUAAAUUUGCCAGUACCCAAAGAAUUCCCUGUAGAUUCUGAACCAUUUCAUAUUGAGAAGCGCUGGCCCCGUCAUCCAUCCUUUUUCUCUAAGGUUGGCGAUUCUAUUUCCUCUGAUAGAGUUUUCCAUGAGAGCCAUCAAAGAUUGCCAAAGGAGGUGCAUCAUAGGGAUGAUCGCUCAAGAUUAAGCCAAUCACUCUCUAGUUAUCAUUCUUUACCAGGUGAUGACAUUCCCUUGAGUGGUUCAUCUUACAGCAACAGGGAUUUUGACUCUGAAUCUGGACGUUCUCUAUUCCAUGCUGAUACUACAGCUGGAGUAUUACAGGAAAUUGCACUGAAUUGUGGAACUAAAGUGGAAUUUUUGUCUUCGUUAGUGGCUAGCACAGAACUGCAAUUCUCCAUUGAGGCAUGGUUUGCUGGAAAAAAGAUUGGUGAAGGAUUUGGUAGAACUAGAAGGGAAGCUCAAAGUAAGGCUGCUGGGUGUUCAAUCAAACAAUUGGCUGAUAUAUAUAUGUCUCAUGCUAAGGAUGAUUCUGGUUCCACUUAUGGUGAUGUUAGUGGGUUUCAUGGUUCAAACAACGAUGGUUUUGUGAGUAGUGAUUCUAGGUUGGAAGUCUCUAAAAGGUCAACAGAUUCAAUUUCUGCCCUCAAAGAAUUGUGCAUGAUGGAGGGUCUUGCUGCCAGUUUUCAAUCUCCACCAGCUUCAGCAUCAACACAUUUAACUCAGAAAGAUGAAGUGCAUGCACAGGUUGAAAUAGAUGGUCAGAUCUUUGGUAAAGGGUUUGGAGUAACAUGGGAAGAGGCUAAAAUGCAGGCUGCCAAGAAGGCACUUGGAAGUCUAAGAACAAUGUUUAAUCAAGGUUCUCUAAAGAGGCAUGGUUCGCCCAGGUCAAUGCAAGGAUUGGCAAAUAAACGUCUAAAGCCAGAAUAUCCUCCAACUCUGCAGCGGGUUCCCUAUUCUGCUAGAUAUCCCCGGAAUGCUCCUCUUGUCCCUUGAAAAGCAUAACUGGAUUUUCAUCUCACUUAAUCAUUGUGGCUUUUGCUGGGACAUGUCUUUGUUACCGAGGCAAUGAUACAGGGAAUGGCUGUUGGUCGGAUGGCUUCCAGUUUAGUGGCUGUCUGGUCUGUCAGUCUUUUUGUUCAAAUCCAAUUCGAAGUAGAACACCCACUUUUUAUAUCAAUUUAAGAUACUCAGUCCUCUCAGAAGAGUGGGGUUAGAUACUGGACAAAUAUUUGGGGAUGUGUUGGUCCUCCCAGACAAUGCAAUGCCAACUGUGCGUGUCUGGAAAAGCUGACAACAGUCCAAAAGACAAUGGAUGAGGCAAUCCCACAUGCUGCAAUUGUUCUUCUGUGACGUUUAUACUUGGUGCCAGAGAGUAGCUAAUUGGAAUUGAGCAUUUGAUUCAUGUUUUUAUUAACUGAAGUCGUGAUACACCAGUACAGGUCUUUUGAGUCGGUUUUCACUAACCUUACCAAUUCUUUUUAGCUAUAGUCAUCAUACACCUUUCAAUACAGCCGUACAGGUUCUUUUACACUUGAAGUUGGUUUUCAUUAACAUUACCUGUUAAUAAUACUAUAAUAGUGUUUCCUGCCACUGACAGUUCUAUCACUACUUCAGAGACACUGUUAUUUAUGAAUUUUUGAGGUAGUACAGUUUUCACUUUUGAUUA
Molecule: messenger RNA, 3903 nt
Organism: Glycine soja
Lineage: Eukaryota; Viridiplantae; Streptophyta; Magnoliopsida; Fabales; Fabaceae
Product: RNA polymerase II C-terminal domain phosphatase-like 1
Exons: 18
Coding region: 429-3230 (933 amino acids)
Molecular function (GO): RNA polymerase II CTD heptapeptide repeat phosphatase activity
Source: RefSeq, a predicted model, not a curated record